Messenger RNA from Rangifer tarandus platyrhynchus (Svalbard reindeer), 531 nucleotides. The record is from the annotation of a GenBank genome assembly. NCBI's taxonomy places the organism in Eukaryota, Metazoa, Chordata, Mammalia, Artiodactyla, Cervidae.
AUGGCAGCUGGAGCAGCGGCCGCCUUGACGUUUUUGGAUCAGGAGAGCCGAGUCCGAGCUGGGGGUGUCGGAAGUCUGCAAGUCCCGGCCCCAGUCACUAUGGACAGUUUCUUUUUCGGCUGUGAGCUCUCAGGCCACACCCGCUCUUUCACCUUCAAGGUAGAGGAAGAGGAUGACGCGGAGCAUGUGCUGGCUUUGACCAUGCUCUGCCUCACCGAGGGGGCCAAAGAUGAGUGUAAUGUGGUAGAAGUCGUGGCACGGAACCAUGACCACCAGGAGAUCGCAGUCCCUGUGGCCAACCUCAAGUUGUCCUGCCAACCCAUGCUCAGUUUGGAUGACUUCCAGCUCCAACCACCUGUAACCUUCCACCUGAAGUCAGGUUCUGGCCCUGUGCGCAUCACUGGGCGGCACCAGAUUGUUACUAUCAGCAAUGAUCUUUCUGAGGAAGAGAGUGAAGAAGAUGGGAGUGAGGAGGAGGAAGCUGAGUUGUGUCCUAUCCUGCCUGCCAAGAAGCUGGGGCGCAGGCUCUAA